This is a messenger RNA of Lynx canadensis (Canada lynx), 3005 nucleotides long. It is a transcript of the gene ZNF200, whose product is annotated as zinc finger protein 200. The transcript has 5 exons. Lineage: Eukaryota; Metazoa; Chordata; Mammalia; Carnivora; Felidae. The coding region runs from base 242 to 1453 and encodes 403 amino acids. The record is from RefSeq and is a predicted model, not a curated record.
GACGGCGGCGCUCGCCAAUAGUCGCCGGCGGCCUGUGAGGGCACUCCGAAGGGCGAGGGGAGGGCUUGGCCUCUCGCGCCUAGUUUCCCCGUGUCUCUGCGCCUGGGUCUGUGGGCCGUCCCCUGCAAGCUCCCAGAGGCGGCACAGCCCCCGAGAGCUUGGCUAUCUGACAGAUUUCCUUCGGUAAGAGGGGACUCCUGAAGCUCUGCAAAACGAGUGUGGUGUGUGAUUUCAAGGCGCGAUGGCUGCAAAAGUGGUUCCAUUGCCCCUAAAGCCAAAGCGGUCCUUUAUACUGAGAGUUCCUCCAGACUCCAAGCUGGGCCAAGACCUACUUCGAGAUGCUACUAGUGGGCCCAAGACCAUCCACCAGCUAGUUCUGGAGCACUUCCUCACCUUCUUGCCCAAGCCAAGCGUGGUGCAGCCCAAUCAGAAAGUCAAGGAGACUUUGGUUAUUAUGAAGGAUGUGAGCUCAAACUUUCAGAACAGAUUGCAACCUCAUCCCAUAGUGAAGCUUCUACCCAGAGAAGGAAUCCAGCAGAAACAGGACACAUUGUCUCUGUAUCUGAAAACUGAGCCUGAGGAACUGGUGGUCUUUGAGGAUUUGAAUGUAUUUCACUCCCAAGAAGAAUGUGUGAGCCUAGAUGCUACUCAACAACCCACCUCAGAGAAGGAAGACAGUGUUGGGGAGAUGAUGUUAUUGGACAAUGACAUUAAUCCUGAGAGUGACGAUCUUCAGAAGGAACCUGGAGAGAGUGAAGAUCAUAGAGAAAAGACUUCAGAUUGUGAUGAAGUGGACUGUUCUAUGGUCUCUGAGCAAUCUCCGUAUUGCCAUAAAGACAGACUAAGUACAUCCACUCCAAAACAAAGGAAAGUGAGAAAUCUUCUAGUUACUAUUGAAAAUGAUACUCCACUAGAGGAACUCUCAAAGUAUGUGGAUAUCAACGUGAUUGCACUUACCCGAAAUCGGAGAACGAGAAGAUGGUACACUUGUCCAUUGUGUGGGAAACAGUUUAAUGAAAGUUCUUACCUUAUAUCCCACCAGAGGACUCACACUGGUGAAAAACCCUAUGACUGUAGUCACUGUGGGAAAAGCUUCAAUCAUAAAACAAACCUUAAUAAACAUGAGCGAAUCCAUACAGGAGAGAAACCUUAUUCAUGUUCUCAGUGUGGGAAAAACUUUCGUCAGAACUCUCAUCGGAGUCGCCAUGAAGGAAUCCAUAUAAGGGAGAAAAUAUUUAAGUGUCCAGAAUGUGGGAAAACCUUCCCAGAGAAUAAAGACUUUGUGCUUCAUCUGCAGAGUCAUGAGGCUGAGAGGCCGUAUAGUUGCAAAAAAUGUGGGAGAAGAUUUGGUCGGCUUUCCAACUGUACCCGGCAUGAAAAAACCCACUCAGCAUGUAAGACACGAAAGCAGAAAUGGGAUCAGGAAAGGUCUGAUGGUCCUGCCUUGACCUGAAAUGUUUAAUAGGGAAUUCUAAAUUCCCAGGCUUCUGAAAAGAUGCAGAUAUGUGAAAACCUCAUUAUAGUCAAAAUUGGGAAAAUACCCAUCUUGGCUGAAACCUCAAAGUUUUAGAAAAUUUCACAGGGAAGAAGACAUUCUCAAGGGCUAUACCUCAGUCAGCAUCCACAUUUUCUGGAUUAAGGAGCUCUCUUUUGUGAACUUCUACAACAAUGUACAGGCCACAGAUCCCUUUUCCCCAAAAGGCUUUGAAUAGGGGUCUGGAGGCCACUUACCUGUAAGGUGAACAGAGUGGCUCAUGUGUACGGAAAGUGUAUCCAUUUUCCCCCCACACAGGAAUUCACACUUGUGAAAAAAAAAAUAAUGCAAAAGUCCUUAUCUGGAACUGUGUUCCCCUGCGAGAACCAAACUACUGAUUUAUUAAGCCAAGAGCUUCUGUUAACAGUUCACAUAACCUUCUAAGAAUACCCUGUUGAAGCUUGAGUGUUGAAAGGGAUUGUUUACUUUGGAAUAUAGGAAAAUAACAGCAAGUGAAUGUCAAAGACUUACUCUGUCAUUUGUAUGUGAUCUAAACUAACCAUCGAUGUCAGUAACAUUUGCAUUUUGCAGUGAAAAGUGACUUUUACAGGAAUACUUUUCACAACAUACUUUUAAAGUGUCUGUUGUUCUUAACUGCAUUUUUUGUCCAGCCCUUCGUCGCUCAGAUAGCACUCAUGCCUUUCCAUUGCCAAAAGAAGUUUGGAUCACUCAGGCCCAGCCACCCAGCCCUACUACUGGUAAAGCUCUUCAGAAUCUUGUCCCUCUGCUGAGCCAAGAAGAAGGCCUGCUAGGAAGGAAAUCCAAGUGCUGGAAGAGGAAGACGUCGGCUUGGACACAUGACUGGCCAGUAACCUUACCAUGUGCUCACUUCGCCUCCAAGCUGUCUUCAGACCCUUGGCAAUGGGUGGUCACUACCUCACAAGCAAAGUGUUUUAUUUUUAACAGUUGUCUCCAGUGGCUAGUUCACAUUGCCCCUCGAGAGGCAGGAUUCCAGAGUCUUCAUUGUAGUGGAUGUUUGUUCUCUUUGGCCUCCUGAUACCCAGACUUUCCUGACGUGUCCACCCAGAGGCCAGGCCAGCGGUGCCUUCACGGGACCGAUCCUGUGGUGUGUUAUUUUAAAGAUUCUUGAUCAGUUUUGCUUUAUUUUAGGUUUCCUGGAAGUUUACAUUGGUAUUUUGAUUGAAAUAGGUUAAUCCUAUAAACUAUUUGGGAAAACUUGUUAGCUUUACAAAUUUUGUUUCCCAUGCCUUUAUUAAAGUAUUGUAUUCCUGAGUAAAUGUUUCUAAUUUUCUUAACGUAAGUUGUAUACGACUUUGUUAUUGCAAAUAGUUUUUUUUCCAUUGUAUUUUUCUAGUUGGUUCUUGCUUUUACAUAGGAAAGUUAUUUUUAAUUGUAUAUUUGUGAAACUAGCCACUUCAUCGAAUGUUAAUUUUCAGUAAUUUCUCAGUUCUGUUACAAUCUGUGGUUCAAAAUUAUACCAUCUUCAAAUAAUAGUUUUGUUUCUUUCUGC